AAAUUUCACUGUCAGAGCUGUUCGUACGAGAACAAGCAGUGUUUUGAUGCUACACGUGAGGUUUAAUUAAAUGAUCAGCUGCAUCCACGAGACACAAGGCAUUCAAAUAUCGUUAAAGGACAGGAUUUCUAAUUUUCAGGUUUUUUUGACGUGACGUUAUUUAGCCACAAAGCUGGGCAAGCUAUCAAACAGGAAGAAAUCAUUGCUGUCCUACCGACACCGACGACGGCUUGUUGUAAGUACUGGUUUAAUGCCUUUGCGGCUCAGCGGGCAGAGCUAAGGUUAACUAAUCUGGAUUCAUGCUUAUAAAACAUCGUAUCUGGAUUUGAACAACGAUGAAUGGGGAUUUAAUUCUGACAGAUGAUUAAAGGACAGCGGCGCUGCUCCCACCAAAACAAGGUCAGGGUGGAUUUAUAUUGUACUUUGGGACUCUGAUUUGUUUGAUACUCUUAUGCGGGUAAACUAAAGCAAAGACGGAUCAGAACCUAACCAAUCACAAUGCUUCUCGUCUAAGCCACGCCUUUCUCGCAGGCUUCGAUUAUUUUAUCGAACACACUUCCGGACUCUGAGCAGACAAAACGGUGGUGCUUAAGGUCGCGUAUGUUUUAAAAUAUAUAAAAUGAACAUAGACUGAAUGAAACGAACUUGACGCGAGAUACAGUACAUAAUGUAAGUGUUAAACCUAUCUAUCUCGUCCAAAGACAUCUCUUUUCAACAGCAGUGGCAGCAGCAGUUGUCUUACUUCUGUCCCCGUCCAGGUCCACCUUAACAAACCGAUGUCAGCUUUCAUGCAGGUUUUUGUGCAUUGACGUCAACCGUAUACAGCACAAAACAGAGGCUUUCUUCAUAUUUCCUAUGGUCGGAACUGAAUAUGGACAGAUAGAGGGACUAUGCUAGGAAAUUUUUAACCUAUCCGACCGCGACAGCUGGUGGCAUUUCUCUCAUCACGGCGAGGAAGAGACUGUGGUCAAGAAUAACAGCAACACAACCACCGGUAAUGAAAAUGACACACUCAGUUUUUUAUUGCUGCUGCAUUUCAGAAUAGAUGGAGUGGCAGCAGCGCCGAGUGGGGGUGGGGGUUCCUAAAGCUCAUUUAAUGGGGGCUGAGAUGUGACCAGAAACAUCAUACAGUGUAAAAUGAUAUCCCAGUCAAACAUGUUCAUUCACCAGUGUCGGCACAGGGACAGAGACGUUGAGGCGAUUUCUAGAGACAAGCCUUGGAUGUGCAGGACAAGUGUUUCACUCCUAUUUGAUUGCACUGUGAAUUAUCUUUUCACUUUCAUCCUCCUUUGCAUAGAUGUCUUCAUUUGCAUGUUGUCUCUUGGGUAUAAGAGCAGAUGGUUCUCUCACAGAGGUAGAUGGCGAGUGUGUGUAAUGGUGCCUAUUGUGUUGAAAACAAGAUUCAAAGAUGAUCGCCGAGCAGCUGUGGUGACAUGUGAGACGGUCCUGCGUGGGACAGUGCAGAGUAGUUAGAAAAAAAAGGGUGCCUCUAGCAUAGGAAAGCAUCAUUAUGAUACACUGAUACUGAGUGAAUAGACUGGAGACACAAGUGAAACUCUGUGAACUGUGUGUCAGCUGUGAAAGGUUCAUUUCUUUGGACUUUAGACUAAUAGAUUUUCUUUCCUGAUGAAGCUGUGUGGUCUGAUUAUUUGUCCAAACAGGCUUGUGUUGUAGUCAAGAAGCCUCAUUACUAUUGCAUUCAAUCAUAAUUAAUAAUACAUUAAAAUGUUGAUUAAAUGAAGCAUCGCUCAAGGACUUAUUCUCAUGUGAUGGUGGGAUGCUCCCAGGAAGUGAAAAAAUACCAUCUCUGUUUACAAAGUCAAGGGUACUUGAAUGCAUCAUCUUUGAGGAAGUCCUGGAUUUUAGAAGUUAACAGUGUAUUGACACUUCUCAGACUAGUAAGGUUCUGUUUAUGUGUUUGUGUUUCUAUCCUUGCGAGGUAUUUCACUGUCAAAUUAAGUACAUGGAAGAAAUGGAUGAUCGGGGUCUAUAAAGUUUCUAAUUUAGUUCUGCUCCAGGUUACCCCAUCCAGUUGUUUUCUUAGUGCAUCCUCAAUUUUCAAAAAAACAACUUCUGAGGUGCCGCGUGAUGAUGGUUAUGCAACAAUCUGAAGAGUGUUCUCCGUCUGAGUGCAGGGAGAUGUGAGUACAAAGGAAAAGGCUAACUCAGACUGCAUCCUUCCCUCCUCCCACCCUGCCUACUCCGGCUACAGCUGAGGUUAUGUGGGGGGUUCACAGCUAAUUCCGGAGCAAUUAAACGCACAAGGCAGGUGUUAUCCCAACAAGAUAAUCCAAGACAGUCCAUCAGAUCAGACAACAGCAUUGAUUUUGUUCCAGUUGUUAUUAUUGACAUCUUUUCUAUCAUCUUAGUGCACUUGAACAGCCUUGGCACUGAAUGUCGUAUAUCCAGGCCAGGUGACCCACUACUCUUUGAGAUCUGUCAUGUAGGCGUCCUGUCAUAACUGUCAGAAUAGAUCCUAUGACAGUAACAACAGAUAGAAUGACUGUGACUUCUCUUGACACCUGUCAAAACACCUUCAGCCCUGCAGAUAAACUAGUUUGACAUUUUUAUACAUUAAUGACAUUGGUGUUAAGUGACAUGAAAAUGUUGUUCUGUGUGUUUCAGUUGCCCAAAGUGCGGCCAAGGCAAGAGCCAGCAACCGCCACAUCCGGCAUCAUGAUGGAGGGGGGUAUGCAGCUGCUCAACCGGGAUGGCCAUAGCAUCUCGCACAACUCCAAGCGCCACUACCAUGACUCGUUUGUGUCCAUGAACAGGAUGAGACAGCGCGGUUUGCUGUGUGACAUUGUUCUUCAUGUCUCCAACAAAGAAAUCAAGGCACACAAAGUGGUGCUGGCAUCCUGCAGCCCCUACUUCCAUGCUAUGUUUACGAGUAAGUACCGUCCACAGUUUUAUUCCUAUAUACACCAUCUGUAUGCAAAACAGACAUUUGAAGCCCUGGUAUGACACAGCCACUCAUGUGUGCAGUGAACACAAACUUAUCCUCUCAGAAUCAUCAGUUCCUUCCCUGUCUUCCUGUCUGGGGCACAGGUGGUCAGACGAGAUCUGUGAGUCAGAUUUCUUCCUGACUGGACUUUUAUGAGGAUCAAGUUUGUCUCUAGACAGUCAGUUGUCUGGCCUUGGGACUCAGCUGUGUGGUUUCCCUUAGUCUGAUCUGAUCAGUCUCUAACUAGCCCAUGAUCUUUCACCUCCAUCACCCCUUAAGCUAAACCCCUGCUCCCUGAAGACAUUGUUUGGAUUUCUACUAACAGGAGAUGAAAUCAUGUUUGACUGUUGAUGUUAAACCUCUUAAUGCCGAGUUCUGCAAGCACACCAGUGUUGUGCAAGAGUUGAAUAGCUCCAGGAAUUUCAGACAUCCCCGCACACACACAAGUGAUUAAAUGGACACCAACAACUUCUGACAUUUGGCAGUGGUGCUGUAUACAUUAGGAUAUUCCAUGUGUCAGCAUGACUGAACAGGGAGCCAGAUGCACCACCGAGAGUCUGACUGGUUUGUAAUGUGUUGAAAAAAUAUAUUCACUCCUGUGUGCCAUCAUGCAGAUGAGAUGUCAGAGAGUCGGCAGACCCAUGUGACCCUUCAUGACAUUGACCCUCAAGCUUUGGAGCAGCUGGUCCAGUAUGCCUACACAGCAGAGAUUGUGGUGGGAGAGGGCAAUGUGCAGGUAGAGUCAAAGAUUUCAGAUCAACAGUCAGGAUAGUCAGAUUUGAUUUUUGUGUGUUAAAGUGAUACAUCUAAGGUACUGCAAUUGGAUAUUUUACUCAUGGUGUAUUUCUGCAUGAAACUGUCCUCUGUCCAGACAUUGCUCCCAGCAGCAAGCCUGCUACAGCUCAAUGGAGUGCGCGACGCCUGCUGUAAGUUCCUCCUCAGCCAACUGGAUCCUUCCAACUGCCUGGGCAUCCGAGGAUUCGCCGACACGCACUCCUGCAGUGAUCUGCUCAAGUCUGCACACAAGUAUGUCCUGCAGCACUUUGUGGAGGUGUCCAAGACAGAGGAGUUCAUGCUGCUGCCCCUCAAACAGGUGGAGUAUGUUUUUUUCUGUUUCAUGAUCUCUGCUGCAAACUGGUGCUUUUAAAGAAAGAAAUGUAAUGAUGGAGCCUGGGCGAAUAUCAGACUAGUGGGACCUUCAGUGUGAGGUUAGAAACCUCGUCUACAAAAAUUGUUUCUAAAAAGGUCUAUUCUCUAUUUUUUUUUAGUGGUUGGAGACAUGUAAUAUUAGAAUGUACACAUUUCAGUGGCCACAGCUGUUUAAACAGCAGCAUUAAAAUGUGUCCAAAAUACACACACACACACACACAAAGAACCCUUUAAAGAAUCUAAAUAAAUUCCAGCAUCUUCUUCAGAUCUCUUUCCUCCAGCAGCCCAGCUGCAGGAAUCCAGACUAUUUUUUGAAAAAUUGUUACCUUAACAGAAGUUGCCAAAGCGUCUACUGUGUUAAUCUGGAGGGCCUCCCUUCACCCUCAGCUGGCUGCAUCAAUCACUGUCUCUCAUGGUUUUAUCAUCCUGAUUUGCUUCCAUGGACGACUUUAUCUGGCACGCCAACCAUCACUCAUUGCUUAGCUGGGUACAGCAGUGGUAGGACUGUGUAGAGAUGUGUAAUCAUGCAAAGACGGACAUUUUUACAGCUGCUGCACUGUUUAUAGGACAUCACAAAAAGGCUGCUUUGGCCAGAUAAUAAGGACAGUAAAGUUAUCUUUGUAAAGGACUUAACGGUGUACUUUUUGCAAGCACAAGGCAGAAAUGAGCAAACAUAUGCUAUAGAAACACAAGGUAGCACUUACACAAGGGGACCAAUUUUAAACCAAAGAACACUUAAAAACACAACAUAUACCAGACACAGUGAAGCUGCAUGAACAGAGGGCAGCAGAUUGUAAAGUAAAAUCAUAAAGUCAUGGAAAAUGUUCAAACUUAGGGGAUGGACAGCUGAGUUUGUUUGUAGCCUGUAACUGUGAAGCUUGCCGGUCUGAUUCCAGAGAAGCUAAUUAACCUGCUAAAGCUAUUGUCUAUAAGGUGCCUGCAAACAGCUGCUUUGUUUAAGUUGGUGGUUUAGCACAAAUCAGGCUGUGGUUGAACUAGAAGCUGUGGGUGUGAAUAAUAUGUGUUGGGCUGUUUUCCUCUUUCAUUUUUUCAAGUUUUUGAAGAGGCUCUUGUCGGUUUAGCUGUUGCCUUGGUGAAAGAAAAAGCUUUUAAAAAAUGUAAGUACAGUAUUCAAACGUGAUAAAGGGGAUAUCUUAUCGGCCAAAUUUAAAUACUGAAUCUGAACCACUCAGAAGUAGAUUUAUAGCUCUGAUAUUAAUUUUUGGUCAUCACAUGGGUGAAAGAACAACCCAAAGCUGCUAUUUUGUCACAGGAAUAUUCCCCAUGUUGAAAUACAGAGUAUAAAAAACAGUUCAAGUGAUGAAAAACCCAGCAGGUUCUUCCAGUCAGGUGUAGUAAAGAGUCUUAAUCGAGGAGAGAACGGCAUCAUGUCCUCUAUGAUUCAGUGUCUGUUAUGAACAAAAGCCUGUUGAGCUUCGUCAGUGACAAUGAAUUAAAGCAUCUGUGAAAAGAAGUAACAAACGCUGCCAGCAUCGCUCUCUUAUCAUCUUCUCUCGAAGGAACAAUCCCCACAGCACUAAAGAGAUUGGUCUAUGAGAGUGAAAUGCCAAGCUUCAUUCUCUCUCUGUGUAGCAUUGAAAUGAAACUGAAUCUGAGAUAGGAGUGUGUGGGCACAGUCCAUUAAAACUGAGAGAGUUAAGCUGCAGAGAGGCAGAUUAAAAACAGACCAUUUUCUUUUUCUUUGUCACUAUCCCUGCGUCUCUGGAGUUCCUUUGGCUCAGGACCCCAUUCUGUCUACAGCUGCCCUGUGUCUGUCAUAAAUCUGUACCAGAUCUGAAUUUAUGUACUGGCUGCCUUAAAGGACUCUGUGCUCACAGAACUGUGAAAUAUGCCCCAUAUUUCUCUGCAUGUUCUGCCAAGGAAGUGGCGAGGCAUGGCUCAGUUGUGGCUAGACUGCUUUUGAGAUGUUUGUCAUUGUGUGAGUUUCAUUAUAAAACAGCCUCAUUAAAGUUACGUAUAAACUCAGUCUUUUAUUCAUACAUCCCUAUCUAUCUGUCUACCACAAGACAGUUAAUACAUUUUAAAAAACAGUUUUCUUUAAGACUCCUCACACAGACCAAGGUUUGUUAAAGUCAGUGUGAUUCAGCACAUAAACACAGAGUCAAAGGAGCUUGCAGGGUUGAGCAGCAGCAGCAACAGCAGUUUUUCUCAGUUUGUGACUGGAUUAGCAGAAGCUGUUCCUGGGAGGCUGCUAACUGUUGCCCUGAUCUGGCCUGGUAAGACAGCAGCAGCAGCUGGCUGCCCUAGCCCCACCCCGCCCUGCCAGCUUUGGGCUGAUCUGGGAACUGUGCCAGCCAGCCACUCAGACUGCAGCACUCGUGCCACAGGCACACACAUAUUAGUAACUUCAAUACAUCAAAGCCAGACUGCACACUCAUGGACAAAAAUAUAACACAAGCAUUUGUGUAAAUGGUGAAAGUUAAAAUGGUGCCUAGAGGGAUUUUGCUUCGCUUCAUCUUGAGCUGUUGAAUUCAUUUAAAUGAAGGAUGCCAUUUUGAAACAGCUCUGACAACUGAGAGCUGCCCAUGCUUCUCCUGUCUGAAUGGAGUGAAGCAAAUCAAGAGGAGGAGGAGGAGGAGGAGGAGGAGGAGGGAGUGAAGUGAAGCAUCAGCUCUGUAGACACAGUCAUGUACUAAGAGCAGGAAUUAUUAAAAUUAUUAAUAUUAACAUUAAUAACAAUAAUAAUAAUAAAAAAUAAUAGUAAUAACGUGCAUUUAGCUAACAUAAUAUAAGUCAUGCUUAUUGUUAUGUGAAUUUUUUUUCUCUUUUUGGUUCUCUGUUUAAACGUGCGUCACACUGCAGGUGGACUCUGAUAGUCUAUCAACGGCUCUGUGAAUCUGGAUGAUAUUAAGUCACUCUUGAAAAUGGUUCUAUAAAAUGUCUCUGCCUUUUGUUCUGUCCUCUGCAUCCAGGUCUUGGAUUUGAUCUCAAGUGACAAUCUCAAUGUUCCAUCUGAGGAGGAAGUGUACCGAGCUGUGUUGAGCUGGGUGAAACACGAUAUAGAUGGACGCAGGCAACAUGUACCCUGGGUAAGACUUCCUACAUUUGUUUAAAUUUAAAUACACUUGGGUAAACUACCUCCACUACAUUUAUUCAUUUAUUAUUUAGCCCCUUUUUUUAAACCCAAACCUACAACCCACUAUCCUCCUCUCCUUGUUAGCUGAUGAAGUGUGUGCGGCUCCCGCUGCUCAGAAGAGACUUUCUGAUGAGCAAUGUGGACACAGAGCUGCUGGUGCGUCACCACUCUGAGUGUAAAGACCUGCUGAUCGAGGCUCUGAAGUAUCACCUCAUGCCUGAACAGAGGGGAGUUCUCAGCAACAGCCGGACACGCCCGCGGCGCUGUGAGGGUGCCAGCCCUGUGCUAUUUGCAGUCGGUAGGUGUGCCCCUACAGGUACCCUCUGGGCUACCCUACACUAAAUUAAGGCCAGACACUGAAUUACUGUUGCAUCUGAUAUCUCUCUCUUUGCAUUCAGUUUGGAGAUAAGUUAAACUGAGUUAAUAAUACGAGAUCGGAAGAUGUCAUCUAGUAUGUUACAUGUGUUACGAGCAUACUGUUGUAAGGUCAAACCUCUAUUUGAACGUGAAUCAAAUGAAAAACCAGAAAUGCCAAUUUUGUCUUUCUUGUUUGUUCAAGAUGUGUAAAUCUGUCAUUUAGUGUUUUGCUCGUGUGUGUAUGCUCUUGGAACUUUUCAGUCAAAAUCCUCCCAGAACAUUGGAACUUAAACAUGAUUUAAAUGAUAGUACACUUUACGUGGCACUAAUCACAGAAAUAUUCAGAGUUUUUUAAAUUGCUUUGAUGAAUGAUGGAAAACCAUUUUAUUAUGGUGUUUGGUGUGUUUCUAAAGGUGGUGGAAGCCUGUUUGCCAUCCAUGGAGACUGUGAGGCGUAUGACACCAGGACAGAUCGCUGGCACAUGGUGGCAUCCAUGUCCACUCGGCGGGCCCGGGUGGGAGUGGCAGCUAUUGGGAACAGACUCUAUGCUGUCGGAGGGUGAGUUACUAAAAGAUUUUCCCAUGGGAUAGGAACUGUGAUGAUUAUUUACAUGUCAAAUAUUCCUGAGUGGGUUAAUUUAAGUAAAAGCUGUGGGCUUUAGCCUGGUGUCUCCAGAGAGCCUCUUAUCUUAGUUGCAAACUGCCUCUUUAACUUCGCUAUUUUUCAUUUCCAUCUGUUGUUUUUCUAAUCAGAGUUGUUUUGAAGCACCAAACUGCCAUUUUCAAUCAUCUAAAACCAGUCUCUGAUCCAACCCCUCAGGUAUGAUGGCACAUCAGACCUUGCAACUGUGGAGUCCUACGAUCCCAUAACUAACUCUUGGCAACCUGAGGUUUCCAUGGGAACACGGCGGAGCUGUCUGGGUGUAGCUGUCCUGCAUGGGCUGCUGUAUGCUGCAGGGGGUUACGAUGGAGCUUCUUGCCUCAAUAGGUGCACACAGACUGAUGUUUGAUGAUGACCCCCAAGUAUUGUGAUACAAAGUUCGCCACAUUGUUGUACUCUGUCUCAGUUUGGUGGAUAGUUACCUCAGCCCAGGUCUUAAGAUAGUGUUUGAACUGAGCUGCUCUACAACAUGAUGUUAUUCUUUCUAUCUCUGUUAGUGCUGAACGUUAUGACCCUCUGACCAGUACAUGGACCUCGAUUGCUGCUAUGAGCACCCGAAGGCGAUAUGUUCGAGUAGCAACUCUUGGUAGGAGUUUUCCAUUCACAUUCUAGUUUUCAGCAUGUUUAUGUUUCCACUGUCUACAUAUUAAUGUGUAAACCACAGGGGAAUUACCAGCUGGGUACUGGACUGCUAAUAUUUACAUUCUCAGUGUUUACUCCCUUCUCCCCUCCAGAUGGCAGCUUGUAUGCAGUAGGAGGUUAUGACAGCUCCUCACAUCUCGCAACUGUGGAGAAAUAUGACCCUCAGGUGAGUUAUGUGCUGUUGAAUUUAUCAUCAAAGUAGCUGGUCUGUUAUCAGGAAAAACAGAAAAUGAAGACAAGAUCAGACACAGUGGAUGAAUCCAUGAACAUGUGACUGAUGCUUGUUUUGUUUUUCAAUAACAGAGCAACACAUGGACAGCCAUCGCCAACAUGCUGAGUAGGCGCAGCAGUGCUGGGGUGGCAGUGCUGGACGGCAUGCUGUAUGUAGCUGGAGGCAAUGACGGCACCAGCUGCCUAAACUCUGUGGAGCGGUUCAAUCCCAAGACCAACACCUGGGAGGGAGUGGCCCCCAUGAACAUACGCAGGUUGGUCACCGGUCAAGAAUUUUUCUGAAUAUAAAAAAUAUAUAUUGGUAUUAGCAAGGCUUGAGAGUACCACCAUUUCACUCGUAUUUGCAACUAAAAAAUAGAUGUGUGCAAAUUGUAAAAUGUAUUUAGGGGCACAUGCAACAAAUGUUUUUUCAUGUAAAUACUGCGGUGAAGUUAGUUUUAGGUUGGCUAUCCGACGGACAUUCACUGCUGAUCUGUCGGUGUCUUAUCACUCUCCAUAACCGCGAAUAGCAACAUCAGUGUGGUUAAAUCUACUCUGCACUCACGCUGUCAACGUCGGGUGUUGAAUAAGGGACCAUCAAUAAUUUACUGGUUAAUGUUCUCAAAAAAGGCUGUUUUCCUUCAAUAGCUUCUAUGUCAUGUGACCAAUUGACCUAAAAUUGAUUUCAAAUAAUAGUAUUUAUGUCAACCAAUAAGACACACCUCUUUAUUUCCCUAAUUUGUCCUCAUAAAAUUUUUGUGUUAAAUUUAAAGGCAAAUUUUGAACAUUUUCUUCAAUAGCUUCUAUGUCAUGUGACCAAAAGACCUGAAAUUGAUUUGAAAUAAUAGUAUUUAUGUCUGCCAAUAAGACACACAUAUUUCAUCAAUUUUCAUUGUGCCCCUAAAGUUCUUUGUGUGCUCCUUACUUUUUCAACUUAGGAGAACAUGAUCUCCUAAAUUGAAAAAAGUUAAUGUCAAGCCCUGAUUAGAAAGAAACUACUAUUACAAUAUUUUUCCUUUCUCCAAUGUAUUGGACUGUGAAUAAAUGUUAGCACUUUAUACCAGACAUGUAAUUCAAGAGACAAUUAAGUUAAAAACAAUUGUGCUUUUAUCAGUUGGAUCUUUAAUUCUGUAUUUUGCUUUAAAAUCAAAUCCCCCCUCUGCUUUACUGUGUGGUCAGCACUGACACAUACCUGGUGGAACUUGUACUUACAGCACCUCCCUGAUAGCUGAAUGUCAUAUGAGAAUGCACAUUUAUUUUUACAUAUUAGAAAAUCAAACAAAACAGCGUGUUCAAGUACGCAGUGCAAUCAGUUGCCUGACAGUCAAUUUAUUGUUUUCCUCUUAACUGUACAGGGCUGAUGUUGAUCCAAUACUUUACAUUAAAGAGAGAGGAAAAAGGAAAAGACAGAGCUGUAGAGAAUUAAGAUAAUGUAGAAUAGAGGCACAGGAAAGGCUGUGGGGAAUUUAAUUAAUGAGACCCACCAUGGUGAUUAUGAUGACCGGGUUCUACUCUUUACCCUGCACAGGUUAAACCUACAAUAAUAAUAAAAAAGCUAAAAUCAAUUUGCUUCAAACUGAUGAGGUGUCUCUGUUAAGGUACAUUUGUUGAGACCUUCCUCUCUGUAUCAUGGAAAGCUUCUUAUAUGAUGACUUGUAAAAGAAAGGCUCAUAUGAUGUAUGUUUGAGAAAUACUGUGGUUCCCUCAAAAUAAAACUUGUGUUCCUGCUCUUUUAAAACUCCUGAAGGAGAGGGAUUUGGAGCGUUUUGAUGCCUUCAGUGCCUGAACCUUGUUACAGCAUAAACAGUGUUUUUAGUAAAAAUAAUCUAGCAGAUCUAGCAGUCUUUGUUUGGAGAAUAAACACCAGAAUCAUUGGUUCCCAAGGCCUUUAGAGCACAUACACAUCAUCACAUUUUGUUUUGUGUGAGUCAGUUUAGGAACAGAGAAACCUGACAACAGUCUACUGUGCAGCCCUAUGAAUAACCCAUGUGCUAAUGAGUGUGCUAGCUUUGACUGCUUUUCUUAUCCAGUUGCUAAGGAGGGUCCAUUGACACAGAACACCCAGAACUUCACAUGUUAUGUAUUGAUCUCUUCAUAACCUCACACAUUGGACAGUUUGAUAAUAUAAGUUUCAUAAUAUAAGAAAGAAAGUAUACAAAGAUCACAAUAAUCGAUAAAAGCUAAAAAAGAAAAUAUGGUCUUUUUGAAUUAAAAAUAAGGCUGAAAAUUUCUCAUGGAAUUCAGACACUAAAUAGAUUUGUGAUUCCCUUCCAGGAGCACCCAUGACCUUGUGGCCAUGGAUGGCUGGUUAUAUGCAGUGGGAGGUAAUGAUGGCAGCUCUAGUCUCAACUCAAUCGAGAAGUACAACCCACGCAGCAACAAAUGGGUCGCAGCCUCCUGCAUGUUCACACGGCGCAGCAGUGUAGGCGUGGCUGUGCUGGAGCUGCUGAACUUCCCACCACCCUCCUCACCCACCCUCUCAGUGUCCUCCACCAGCCUUUGACACGGGGUCACCACUUGGCUGACCUCAGCCUCUGCUGCUACAGCCCAGACUGGCUCUGGGAAGAGACGCAACUGUUCAGUUUAAGAUGGGGUGGAGGAGGAUGAUGGGAGUGGACAGGUAAAAAGAUGGAGGGAGAAGAAAAAAGGUAGAAGGCUUUUUGCUCACUUAUCAUACAGUGCCCUCUAGAAUUGGUGGCACCCUUGGUAACGAGUGGCUGACCAUAGUUUAAGUUUCGCACUUAAAUUUAAAAAGUCAAGAAAUUUGAAACAGGUGCAGUUCCCUUUAACAUUAAAGGACAUGUUACAGGCAUAUGGUAUUCCUUUUAAAGAAGCCGGGUCACAGCUAAAGAAAUGACCUACCAUAAUUUUUCUGAUUUAUUAAACUAUCAAACCAACGUGGCUGUUGUUUAGCAAGUUUGCCAUUUGAUCUCGACUGCACUGUAUAUAAUGUGGAUGCCUGUAACUCCACCGUAGAGAUACCAGCUUCCACUCCCAGGUAAAGAUGUAUUUACACUGACUGAUCCUUCCUCCAGCCCCACUUUUUUAACCACUGCAGUGUUUGACACACUCAUAGUGAAACAUGGUGGACACUUAAUUCUGACGUGUUUUAAAUGUUGUUGAUGUCCGUUUCUUUUCUUCUUCUUCUUCUUCUUUUUUUUUUUUUUUUUUUUUGCAAUAAUCUACAAAAAAGAUGAAUUGAAUGAUUUUACUUUUGGAAUGUAGCUUUUGACUGGUUAUAUCAAGCAUGUUUACAUCUUGGCAUUGACUCUUAACAGGAUAAAAUUUGAUAGUGCUGCUAUGCCACACUAGGUGGCAGUAAGAGGCAAUGUUAGAACCCUUCCCCACAGUGAAAGUGAGCAUGGACACAGACUUUAUUGACAAGUGAGGCCCAGGGAACUGUAAGCGAGUUUGGAUUGUUUUUUGUCUUUUUUGUAUAAAAUAACUAUUGUGUUGAACUUUGUGUUUAUGAAAUUGUAAAAACUAUAAUAUAUUCUGUUCAAUAGAGGCUCAGAGAAGGAAACCGAAAAGGCCUAUAUAAGAGUGUUUCAAUAUAUUUAUUUUAGUGUUUGUGUGGUCAUUGAAAAUGACAGACAAUGUCUCAGUGUGAGAGUUUCUCCAAGUUCAGAGGACGUGAAUGCAACAUUUGAUUUGCAUUUUGUAAUAUUUCUUCACUGCCACAGACAAGAUCUCACAUGAGUCUGUAUCUAAUGUCUGCUACAUUUGUACAAAAAAGUAACUUACAGUCCAUUGGCAAGUCUGCGAAAUAAUUCUAGAAAUCCCUUUUAACUACCUGUGAAUAAACAUGGAAGUGUAUGUAGACUUUGAAUACGUUACAAGUGAGUACUAGUUUACCUGAAGUGUUCCAACACUCAACACUAAUGAGUAAUGCUGUUGACACUUGGUGCUGUCAUAUCCCAUUCCACACUCUAUCAAGUGUGAUGUCUUGUUAAAUUACCUCAUUGUUGAAACGUAUCCAGCUGAAAGUUAAAUGAGAAAAAAAAUCUAAUAUACCAGCUGCAGAACAUGUGGCAGAUGAUUUCUGAAAUAACGACUUAAGUCUUUUUGACUUUAAGAUCAUUUCAGUUCAUGUGUAGCGCAGUGAUACCAUUCCAAACUUCUGAGAAGUAACCCUUUUUUUCCUUAUUUUAAAGGAUUUUGUUCAUCUGAUUUUGUUUGUGUAAAACUACCUUAAUUUUCAUUUCUUGAACCCAGCAGAAAACGGGCUGUGAUGGUCUUAUGGAGAGGUUGCUUGUCUUUGAAGGCAUCAUGAGAAAGGCGCACAAACCACAGAAAACUUAGGCCUCCAUUCUGUCUGCUGACUGAACUGUAAAUAGAAAAGAUUGCUAUCUUAAAUCCAUGUGUGCAAUUUCAAAGUGACUGUAGCUUUUUUUGUCUGUCUUCGACGUGGUGAUAAUUGUUUACCUAUAUUUAUUUAUGAGGAACAUUAUAAUGUUGAAUUUUGCAAUGUUGCGAAAUGGAGCAAUACACUGUUAUAAAUGAAAUAAAGAUGUUUUCAAACGUGA
Xyrichtys novacula (pearly razorfish) is the source of this 13585-nucleotide messenger RNA. The record is from the annotation of a GenBank genome assembly. NCBI's taxonomy places the organism in Eukaryota, Metazoa, Chordata, Actinopteri, Labriformes, Labridae.